This is a messenger RNA of Eubalaena glacialis (North Atlantic right whale), 1344 nucleotides long. RefSeq names its product gamma-aminobutyric acid type A receptor subunit delta (gene GABRD). Gene Ontology annotation, molecular function: neurotransmitter receptor activity; GABA-A receptor activity; extracellular ligand-gated monoatomic ion channel activity. Lineage: Eukaryota; Metazoa; Chordata; Mammalia; Artiodactyla; Balaenidae. The record is from RefSeq and is a predicted model, not a curated record. The transcript has 9 exons. Gene Ontology annotation, biological process: monoatomic ion transmembrane transport; chemical synaptic transmission; nervous system process. Bases 1 to 1344 code for a protein of 447 amino acids. Gene Ontology annotation, cellular component: synapse; neuron projection; GABA-A receptor complex.
AUGGACGCGCUGGCCUGGCUGCUGCCCCCGCUCCUGCUUCUCUGCGCGCAGCAGCACCGCGGCACCAGGGCAAUGAAUGACAUUGGCGACUAUGUCGGCUCCAACCUGGAAAUAUCCUGGCUCCCCAACCUGGACGGUUUGAUAGAGGGCUACGCCCGCAACUUCCGGCCUGGCAUCGGAGGCCCCCCCGUGAACGUGGCACUCGCCAUCGAGGUGGCCAGCAUCGACCACAUCUCGGAGGCGAACAUGGAGUACACCAUGACGGUGUUUCUGCAUCAGAGCUGGCGCGACAGCAGGCUGUCCUACAACCACACCAACGAGACUCUGGGCCUGGACAGCCGCUUCGUGGACAAGCUGUGGCUCCCAGACACCUUCAUCGUGAACGCCAAGUCGGCCUGGUUCCACGACGUGACGGUGGAGAACAAGCUCAUCCGGCUGCAGCCCGACGGGGUGAUUCUCUACAGCAUCCGAAUCACCUCCACGGUGGCCUGCGACAUGGACCUGGCCAAGUACCCCAUGGACGAGCAGGAGUGCAUGCUGCACCUGGAGAGCUAUGGCUACUCGUCCGAGGACAUCGUCUACUACUGGUCCGAAAACCAGGGGCAGAUCCACGGGCUGGACAGGCUGCAGCUGGCCCAGUUCACCAUCACCAGCUACCGCUUCACCACGGAGCUGAUGAACUUCAAAUCGGCCGGCCAGUUCCCCCGGCUCAGCCUGCACGUCCACCUCCGGAGGAACCGGGGCGUCUACAUCAUCCAGUCCUACAUGCCCUCCAUCCUCCUGGUCGCCAUGUCCUGGGUCUCCUUCUGGAUUAGCCAGGCAGCAGUGCCCGCCAGGGUGUCUCUAGGCAUCACCACAGUGCUGACCAUGACCACACUGAUGGUCAGUGCCCGCUCCUCCCUCCCGCGGGCAUCGGCCAUCAAGGCGCUGGACGUGUACUUCUGGAUCUGCUACGUCUUUGUGUUUGCCGCCCUGGUGGAGUACGCCUUCGCCCACUUCAACGCUGACUACCGGAAGAAGCAAAAGGCCAAGGUCAAGGUCAAGGAGCAGAGGGCCGAGAUGGACGUGAAGAAUGCCAUCGUGCUCUUCUCCCUUUCGGCCGCGGGCGUCACCCAGGAGCUGGCCGUGUCCCGCCGGCAGUGCCGCGUGCCCGGGAACCUCAUGGGUUCCUACAGGUUGGUGGAGGUGGAGACAGAGGAGACGAAGAAGCAGGGGGCCCAGGGGGGCCUCCGUGCGCUUUUCAAGCCCAUCGACGCGGACACCAUUGACAUCUACGCCCGUGCCGUGUUCCCGGCGGCCUUCGCCGCUGUCAACGUCAUCUACUGGGCCGCGUACACCAUGUGA